AUGUCUGAAAUUAUGGGAGUAAACCUCAACGAAAACGAUAUAUCGAUCGCUCAUCGUUUACCGCCAACGAAGAAAGUGAAAGAUCGACUAAUUGUCAAGUUCACUCGAGGAGGGAAAAGAGACGAAAAAUACAGCAAGAGGAAAAACUUAAAAUCUAAACGGACUAAAGAUCUCCCGUCUGUGGCCUGCGAGCCGGGAUAUGCGGUUGUAAGUCAUAAAGCACAAAUUUAUGCCAAUGAAAGCUUAACGCCAUACAGAAAACGACUACUGGGCAGAAUCUUACAAUUCAAGCGCGACCACAACUACAAGUUUAUUUGGACGGCUAACGGUAAAAUAAUCCUGAAGAAAACGGAGAGGUCUGCUACGAAAUGUUUCGUAACCCAUGAGGAAUUCGAAGAGUUUCUUGACGAGCUCAUUUAAUUAGCUAUCAGUUUAAUGAUAUUACGGAGGUAAAAAUGGCUGAUUACCAGGAAAACGUAAGUAGUUGUUUACCAUUUUAUGAUUUAACUGAUAGAGAAUUUCAUGCUAUGGUUGGCAGCUUGCCUGCGUGCAGACGUCUCCUAUUUCCUUUGUUGCACGCGGAAAAGGGACGUCUGCGUAACGCCGUCGCUAAUCGUGUUCCAGCGUCCCGCUGGCAGGGAAUUCUAUUUCGCAUAAAUUGUGAAAUAAUAUCCGGUUAGUGAUAAGAGUUGACAGGCCAAACACAACAUCAUAAGCUCGUGAUAAUGCGAAACGUGACCUUGAGAGUCUGCUUGAAGAGAGGUUUUUCUUCUUUUCUCUCUCGCACUACACAGUGCAUGUAGCUGUCUAAAUUUUGACUGAGUAAAUCUCGUUUUUGCCGCACUAAAUCUUACAUUUAGAGGUCAUGAAGCAAGUUUGUUACAUGCAUACUGAGUAACCAUUUCCUGUUGUUUAUGCCUCUGUGGGUGUUUCUGAUAGGAUUUGAUUUCAGAUGCAGUUCUAAAGUGUUUAAAUUUUCUUUGACCUCUGUUUGUUACGGCUAAAUAAAGAUUUUAGUUUUUUCGGCUGGCUUUCUCCGAAUUAAUGCCUGCCUGGUGCGAAGUCCACGCCACUUUUGUACGGUCUGCACACAAUGGCACAUGUUUUGAUUUGUUUUGACUGGAAAAUCCCGAUUACAUAAAUCACUGCAUAUAUUAUCAGACCACAUUCAAUAACAACCAAUCAGCCUUAAGUCGAACAAUGCGCACUGUGUGUCAGCCUAUCACAGCAUGUUCCCAAGAUCUUGGGAACCCAGCGGGACGCUGCAACACGAUUAGCGAGGGCGUUACGCAGACGUCCCUUUUCCGCGUGCAACACAGGAAAUAGGAGACGUCUGCACGCAGGCAAGUUGGCAGCUGGCCGGAUAGGCGUCAUGAUCUUGACGUUUACGAUCUACUUCCAAAUCCAAAUAAAUUCUACGAGUGCGACCCAGAUUUGUAAUGUUAAAUACCUCCUCUCAGAAUGUUAUUCAGUCCGUAGCUUUAAUAAAAUGCUCGUAAAUCCAGACGCAAAAUCUUUUUCAAUUCUUCACUGUAAUAUUAGAAGUUUAUCUCAAAACGUAAAUCUAUUAGAAGAACUAUUAUGCUCCCUUGACUCCAAGCUGGAUAUACACUGAAUUAGGUGAGAAGUCUAUUUCUAAUGUAAAUAUCAAAGUCUAUAAUUUUUUUCACACGAACUCGCCAACAAACGCAGGUGGAGCUGCUUUAUAUAUAGCUGAUAAUCUUAGAGCUGUACCUAGACCUGACAUUAAAUUUGACAUAGCACUCGUUGAAUCCUGCUGGGCAGAAAUUGAUGCUGGUGAAGGUAAGAAG
Messenger RNA from Porites lobata, 1811 nucleotides. Lineage: Eukaryota; Metazoa; Cnidaria; Anthozoa; Scleractinia; Poritidae. The record is from the annotation of a GenBank genome assembly.